Platichthys flesus (European flounder) is the source of this 933-nucleotide messenger RNA. RefSeq lists its product as uncharacterized. The transcript is spliced from 2 exons. Lineage: Eukaryota; Metazoa; Chordata; Actinopteri; Pleuronectiformes; Pleuronectidae. The record is from RefSeq and is a predicted model, not a curated record. Bases 202 to 750 code for a protein of 182 amino acids.
CAAAUAGAGAGUGAAAAGAGCUUUACCUCUGGUCAAAAUGACGAGUAGGCUUCUUUCAUCCUACACAGACAAGACAGAUAGAAGUCACCCACAGGGCCGAGCCGUUCUUUAAUCUGCCGCCGAAAGCACGAGGCUGUUACACUCAAAUUUGUUCCUGACAUACCAACUAGCAGAUAACCUCGACGUGGCCACGGAAACGAGAUGCAGCACUUGUUUUACUUCACGUUGCUGUUGUCGCUCAUUCUGACCUCGUCUCUCAAAACCCUGGACUCAGACCAAGAGCUGCAGGACAGCGGUUUUGGCCAACCACCGCCUCGCCACGGCCUCAAGCUGCUGGUGUGGUACGUUCAGAAAUGCCUGGACAACAACAUGGUGGCUCUGUGUGAUCCCACAAAGGGAGUGUAUGGGUUCCAUGAGUUUGAUAACCGAGGACCCAGGCGCCUGCUUCCAGUGAUUAGGGAUAAACAGCAGUACGGGUACCACACUGUCGGUAACCUUCAUUCUCAUCAUGCUGAGGACCUGCCGUAUGAAGUCAGGAAGUACUACAACCGCAGUGACCCUAAAAGCAACAUGGACAGAGUUCUGGUCCGAUACAACACCAACAACAAGCACAUCGACGAGAUCUACGCGUCUGCACAUUACGAUGCAAAAGAGACCUACAUAAUUGGGCCCAAUCUGUUUGCUUAUCUUCGAGACCCAUCUACCAUCAAUGAAGUAGUCACCUGCAAAUCCAAUAUGAGAUCACUCUAAUAGCUCUGGGAUUCUUCAAACAUUUCAAACAAUCUUGAAUGAUAUAUGUUGUAUUUGUGGUUUAACUAAGUUCUGUUAAUUGCUGAGAAAGAACGUUUUCCCCUGUUUAUUCUGCCAAGUGCAGUUUGCUUUGACAAUAUUGUUAUUCUAUGAUCAUCAUAAUAAAGUCUCUUUGAAUCUGAA